Phytophthora nicotianae INRA-310 is the source of this 2999-nucleotide messenger RNA. RefSeq lists its product as hypothetical. Gene Ontology annotation, molecular function: phosphoric diester hydrolase activity. Gene Ontology annotation, biological process: lipid metabolic process. The transcript has a single exon. NCBI's taxonomy places the organism in Eukaryota, Oomycota, Peronosporomycetes, Peronosporales, Peronosporaceae. Bases 34 to 2763 code for a protein of 909 amino acids. The record is from RefSeq and is a predicted model, not a curated record.
AAACGGCGCAGUGCUAGAGAUACACACUUGACCAUGGCUCUGCAUCGUGCAUGGCUCGCUCUGCUGUUUCUAACGGUCCUCGCAGUGGCCACACCAACGUGGGGGCUCAAAGCGCAACAUCGGCAACUGAGCGCCGAUGACCAGCAAAUCUACCAGCGACUACUGAAAGAGCAGUCAGUCAUGGCGGACGACGAAGCGGCCUGCAACGCCAGCGCCAGCAGCAGCGUGUUGUCCACGUACCUGUCAGCACUACCGUCAGUCGCGGGGCUUCGGGGCUGCAUUGCCACCAAUAUCGCGCAGCUGUACCCGUCCAUCGCGGCGUCCGGGUCGCAGUGUAACCUCACGACGCUGAACUCGCUAGUAAACGGGAAUUCAGCCGACUCGGUUGCAUUCAACGAGGUGUUAAACCUGCUGUUUGCUGGCGUUGUGAGCUCCAGCAGCUCUGGGUCUGGAUCAGUGGACCUGGCGAGCUCUUUGUCCGCUUGGAGCGACGACAGCAGCACGUUGCAGGGAUUCUGCAACGUCAUGAACAGCCAGGCGGGGCCGUGCAUUGAUACGCUACUACCAGAGCUGAUCUCGCUGCUCGAUAGCGAUGCAACGUGUUGCAAUGAGCUCAACGGAUACCUCGAAGUAGCGAAGCUCAUCGUCCCGACGGGUCAGACACUGGAUCAGACACUCUCAAGUCUCAUUAACGGGCUGCAUCAAACUAUGUGCACUACCACAAGUGCAGACGACCAGCUCUGCUCUGUGCCACUAAGCUCCUACUUGUCUGGAGUCGUGACUAGCGACGAGUCUUCGCUGCUUGGAGCUAUCAUAUUCAAGGCAGGAGUGCCGCUGUACGCAGCGUCCGAGAGCGACGUGUGCUCGUCGCUAGAGACGAGCGAUCUGGCUAGUGGACUGGGAAGCGGGGAUAUUUCCUACUACGCUGCGUCAUGCUGCGCUUCGGGACUAGCAACGUUCUUACAGAGUGUCGAUGCUGUUGCAACGCACUUGUUUGGCAAUUCAAUGGCCGAGUUGUUCACCCUUAUCACGGGGCGACAGAAUGCUGCGUCGCAGUUUGCAGCGCUGUAUUCUACAAUUUCAGGCUGCAGCUUCGAGUCCACUUGCACUGCUCCGUCCUUCUCUAUUACCUCAAGCUCUGGUGCUGGGUCCUCAUCAAGUAUUACUGCCGUAGACAGCAAAACUCGGUCCCCGGAGAACGUCACGUGCACACUAGUGAACUUCUGCGAUAGCGACGACGUGUGUAGUGAAGUUUGUGAGGCUGGAACUGCUCUCAUCGAGCCGUGGGUGGCACGAGCCAUCACGUACCAGCGCAAUCUAUCGUACGCACAGACUCUGUGCUACGCCGAGAUCCCAGCAACACACAACAGUGUCAUCACACAGGCUCACGGCUACGGCAACCGUGACCAGCUCUUCAAUUCAAAGCUUAAUGCCUCGAAAUCUGAGUCGUAUAUGCGAACCAGCAACCAGUUCCUCAGUUUAACCGACCAACUGGACCUGGGCAUACGCUUCCUGGAGCUGGACGUGCACUACUUUGCGUCGUCACUGCGUAGCGCUCAUUGCUCCGACUCAGGGAUCGCGUUCGUCAACGACGCAGCGUCUGCGUUGGUGUCUUCGCUGGAGUCUGUACUGGACGCUAGUAGCGAAGACAACACGGUACAGUGGGGAUCAGAGCUUGUUGGCUGUCUGCCGUCCCUCAGCGGAAUCCGCGCAGACGAACAGCGUCUACACAAUGAGUCAUUAGGCGAGAUCUCCACGUGGUUGUCAAGCCACCCGGACGAGCUGGUAGUGAUCUACACUGAGAUUGGCGACGAGGUGGGCACGUACUCACAGACAGAGACGCUGCUUGAGCUCUACACGACCACGUUCGGCGACCUGCUCUUCUCGCCGUCAAACUUUGACGAUGCCGGCGGUGACUGGAACGGCUUCACGUUAGAAGAGCUUAUCGCUCAAGGCAAACAAGUCAUCCUGGUGACGACACCUGAAGCGAACGACCAAAUGUUCUACAUGCGUGAGUUGUGUGCUGGUUGGGCGGACGUGCCGAGCAGCACGACGGGCGCGUCCGGUACGUUUUUCGGCGAGACGAUGAACGUCGGCAAGCUGGUUCGUGCCUUCAAGAGUGUGCUGCACUAUGCCACCCUCACGGAAGAUUCGUUGAGUGGCGGUAGUGCUGAAGUGGACACGGCCAGCGCGCCUGGUCACGUGAAUGCGUCGACCCUCCCGGUCUUCGUGGAUGCUGGAGUGAAUAUCCUAGCACCCGACGGACUGGACGGUGCGAUAAUGACGGCCAUGGUCUGGUCUUGGGCGGAGAAUGAGCCCGACGUGAACACAGCUACAGCUGUGCAGCUCUCGGCUGCCGACGGCCGGUGGUACGGCGUGGCGGACUCAUCCAGUAUCAGUCACGUGGCCUGUGUGAGCAGCAGCAACCGCACGACGUGGCAGGUGGUGACGCAGGGCUCCAGUUGUCCGGACGGCUAUGCUACGGGUGCCCCUCACUUGGCAGUGGAGAACUCGGCGCUACUGGCGGUGCUGCAGACGGAGGCCAACGACGCGACGGCGCGGCUGGACGUGAAUCUCACCAACUUCCCGGCCAUUUCGGCUGAGGACCAGGCUGCGUACGACGCCGGCGAUACCAGUAGCAGUCAGUCACGUAUCGGUGCGGACGGAACGGCCGGAGGCGGCAGCACAGUCAGUGGAGCGGCAACGACGACGCGGUCCUUGGUGGGGAUAGUUGUGGUUGUGAUGACGCUAGUGAUGAACUAGGAAGAAGGUGUGUGCAUUGAACGGUAAUACAUGACAUUAGUGGCUGCAUAGAGCGCGGUAACGAGCGUGAUGGUGAUUGAAGUUGCCUCGCAAAAAAAUGGCAGUGUCUUUUUGCUGUUCGCACUGUUUACGAGACGCCAACAUUUGUUUAUUCCAUCAACGUGAUCCAAUUCACGCGAUCCUGCUGCAACCGACUGAUUGGCGCUGGAUUUUUUUUUUUUAGCGAUACGAACAGC